AUGGAUAUCAUCCAAGAAAUAAUCACAACUAUUGGUUUAAUACCACUGCCGGUGUUGGUUUUUGGUGCUGUUGUAGGCUACUUGCUAUACUGUUCCAUCACCACGCCGAAAAAUUUACCUCCGGGCCCUUUUGCUUGGCCCGUCAUAGGAAACAUGUGGGACUACUCCCGCUUAAAGGGACCAUUGAGCGAUACGUUUGCAGACCUGCGACUGCGGUACGGGAGUGUUUUUAGAAUAUAUUACGGAAAGCAUUUGAUAGUCGUUGUGAGCGGAAGAAGUGUUUUUAAAGAAGCGUGUUCCCUGAAAGACGUCUUCCGUCGCCGACCGAGCUGGCAGUGGGCGACGGACCGACUCCAUCGAUCCGUUGUCAGAAAGGAAAGAUGGUUCAAUAACGCCACCUGGUUUGCAAUGCUGAAGAAAUCAAUCAGUUACCAGGAGCAGAUAACUCCAACCACUGGAAUUGAAAUGAAAAUAUCCAAUCAGGCGAAACUGCUUACGGCGAAGCUGAAGAAGAAACCAGGCAGCGGGGUGCCGCUUGGACAACUUAUUGAUGCUUGUAUGGAAGAUAUUAUCUGUGACGUCACAGUGGGAUCAAAAUCAUCAUUCAGGAGCGUACUAAAUACUUUAUUUCCCAAGUCCUGUUUCCAGGAUUCUAUUCCUUCUAUCAGGGUGCUACCCAGCGAUGAAGAGAACGUGCAUCGCCGACUAACGUUAGACUCCGAGUCACGUGACACUGUCAACACAAUCCUGACCAGUCAUAGAGCCUCAUAUAAAGGUGACAACAUCCGGGACUUCACUGACCUAUUCAUCAAAGUACAGCUCGAAAGAAGAAACAUAUAUAUGUUUGAUAAGGCGACGUAUCUGCAAAGUCUGUCGACUUUGUUGUUAACCGCUCCAAACCACGUGACGUGUGUUCUCCAAUGGGCUUUUCUGCUGGUUACAGUUCACCCGAAAGUCCAACGAAAAUGUCAAGAGGAAAUCGACACGAUUGUAGGAGAAAACGAAGAAAUAAGGUUUUCCAACAGACCAGCUCUACCCUAUGUUAGAGCAACGAUUUCUGAAGUGAAACGCUAUGCAAACAUUAUGACGCUGUCCUCGCCGUACACUGUGACAACAGACACAACUAUUGGCGGACACUCGAUACCGAGAGAGGCGCUCGUUCUGUUUGACCUCCGACCCGUGCUCACCGAUCCAGUGACGUGUGUCCAUCCUGAGCGAUUCCAACCGGAACGUCACGUCGACUCGGCUGGGCGUGUUAAUGAACCGGACCCUCGUAUAGAUGAAUUUGUCGGUAGUCAGAUGGUGGACCACCUUUCUGAGAUGACAUCAUUUUUAUUCUUCGCCAACAUCUUGCGAGAUUUUAGUUUAACAAAGUUGGAAAGUGACGUACUGAGCCUGGAAUAUGACCGAGACGCGGCACCAUGCCCCGCCCCAUACAACGUCAUAGCAACACAAAGAUGA
Molecule: messenger RNA, 1461 nt
Organism: Gigantopelta aegis
Lineage: Eukaryota; Metazoa; Mollusca; Gastropoda; Neomphalida; Peltospiridae
Product: cytochrome P450 2B2-like
Exons: 8
Coding region: 1-1461 (486 amino acids)
Biological process (GO): xenobiotic metabolic process
Cellular component (GO): cytoplasm; intracellular membrane-bounded organelle
Molecular function (GO): iron ion binding; oxidoreductase activity, acting on paired donors, with incorporation or reduction of molecular oxygen, reduced flavin or flavoprotein as one donor, and incorporation of one atom of oxygen; heme binding
Source: RefSeq, a predicted model, not a curated record